CCCAGGAUCUAGGAGAAGUGAUUUUUUUUCUUUUUUUCCCAAAAUUUUAAAUGGCGGAAAAUUUUGGUAGACGGAGCUUAGGGUCCCAAGAGGAUUUUUUUGUAGAACUCAUUCAGUUGCUCAUGUCCGUAAACUUUUAAGUCAUUUGGACAUACAGGCUGUCGGAGCUUGCCUUUCCAACUUCUAGGGGGCGCUAGGGAGCAGUUUUGUUAUGCUCGAGCAUGGGACCCAUAAAAUAUAAAAAUUUCCCGCAGUCCUGAUAUGCUCGCCAAAUAUGGGACAUGAUAAAGCCCCCAAAAAGGCAUUUAAUUCGAGAGAAUAAUAAUUCCUACAGUUUCAAUAGGGACCUCUCGGCCCGACGUUGUCGGUGCUCGGGCCCUAAAAAUGAACUAGUUAUUCAUUUCAUUCAUGGUGGAAUAGUACAUUUGAUUAUAAAUUCUGUCGUUAUGUUUUACCAAAGUGUCUUAAAAAUAAUAAAAGCGUAUGAUGUUGUUGAUUUGAACAGGAAACUUGUGAUGUAUUCUAACAUGUCUCUUCUUCUUCUGUGGUGUCAGACCCGACAGAGGAGCCUCCUCCUCCCUCCAACAACACCAUCGGCUCCAUUGUGGGCGUGGUCAUGGCGCUGUUCGUGGUGGGCGCUGUGUACUUCGUGUGUCAGCGCGUCCUCUGUCCUCAGAUGAAGGACGAUGGAGAGACGGUCACCAACGACUUCGUGGUUCACGGGCCGUCGUCGGUGCCGCUGGGAUACGUUCCUCAUCCGAGCUCUCUGUCUAGCUCGCUGCCAGGGAUGUCCAGAGGGAAGUCUGUGAUUGGCUCCCUCAGCAUCAUGGGCGGGAGCAGCGGACCGCCCUACGACCGCGCUCACGUGACCGGAGCUUCAUCCAGCAGCUCGUCCAGCACCAAGGGGACAUACUUCCCCCCGAUCCUGAAUCCUCCUCCGUCUCCUGCUACAGUCCGCUCUCAGUACACCAUGGAGUUUGGUUAUUCCUCCAACAGUCCCUCAACUCACAGAUCCUACAGCUACCGUCCCUACACGUACCGUCACUUCGCCCCCCCCACCACCCCCUGCAGUACCGACCUGUGUGACAGCGACUACACUCCUGGCCGUCGGGCUCCUCUGAAGUCUUCUUCUGGUGCUAAAGGUUACACCAGCGACCUGAACUACGACUCUGAGCCUCUUCCUCCUCCUCCGACCCCGAGGAGUCAGUACCUGUCAGCUGAGGAGAACUGUGAGAGCUGUCCUCCUUCUCCUUUCACAGAGAGGAGCUACUCUCACCACCUCUACCCGCCGCCUCCAUCGCCCUGCACGGACUCCUCCUGAGCACCCACAAUGCACCUCUCCACAGCCCUGCCCCCACAGACCACGCCCCCUCACUGUAAAUAGCAAUUGUGCAUAAAAGAGGUUAAAGAGGCUGAUGAAGAGGAAGAAACAUUUGUACAGUGAAAAAGAGAAAAGCAUAUUUAUAUAUUUUCUAUACAGUGUUUACUG
Anarrhichthys ocellatus (wolf-eel) is the source of this 1489-nucleotide messenger RNA. RefSeq names its product low-density lipoprotein receptor-related protein 6-like. NCBI's taxonomy places the organism in Eukaryota, Metazoa, Chordata, Actinopteri, Perciformes, Anarhichadidae. The coding region runs from base 617 to 1321 and encodes 234 amino acids. The transcript is spliced from 4 exons. The record is from RefSeq and is a predicted model, not a curated record.